AUGGAUUCCGACGCCAUCAUCGCCGCGAUGACAACAGUCAGGGUCCCCACCGCGAGCGCGCCUACCGACACCAAUAGCAGUAACAGUGAGCCAGAUGGUAGAGCUAAGGGUACUUCAGCUAUCGAUUUGACCGGCCUUACCAAUGAAGUACCGAAUAUCACUGGCGAUUAUCCCAAGACCCUCAUUCUCGACAUUGGCGGCCGCAAGUUCAAGGUCUCGCGCGAUACACUGCAGGCAGAGUCAGGCCUUUCCCGACACCAACUCUCCGGCCGCUUCCCUUGGGAGCCCGAGGCAAACGGCUCGUACUUUCUUGACGCCGACCCCGAUCUCUUCGAGCACCUACUACGCUUUAUGCGCCGCCCCGAGGUACUACCGCUUUUCUACGAUGCGGCCAAAGGAUAUGACUAUGAUCUGUAUAAUCGUUUGGAGGCUGAGUCGCAGUACUUCCAGAUCGACGUAUUGCAUGAGUGGAUCAAAGAAAAGAAAUACCUCAACGCUAUCAGAGUCCAAACCCGCGACGCGAACAUCCGAAGCACUGGCGCGAUUCGCCCAGAAGUCUUCCCCGCGAACAAGACCGAGGACUGGUAUAUUGUUUCACAAAAGCGGAAGAUAUACCUUUGUCCUCGCCAAAUCGGAGCUCACAGAGGCCGUCCGGAGUUGUGUGGCAUGGCAUGUCAUAAGAAGCAAGCGGAGUACGCAGUGGAGUAUGCCGAAGAAACUUAUUUGGAGGUGUUAAGCGUACGAAAGGAGACUGUGUUCGACGCGAAAGCCUGCAGGAAGGAGUGGACCUAGAACUGGCCCAGCAGCUGGAUGCGCAGUGAAUGCCCAAUAGCCUAAAAGAUGGGACAAAGUCAUCGGGAACGUAGUAGUUUCAUGGACAUUGUAGCGUACAAAAGCUAAGGUAUAUGCUUAGGUGACUAGCGCGCGAUGAUCGUUCCCAGUUCAGCGAUGCUUUUGUAUCUGUACUUGAUCUAAUGAUUUCAAGAUUUGGAGAUGGUGUAUCUUUCGCAUCGCGUUGAUCUAUCAUACAACGGUCUGCAGACAGAUUUCGAGUACUUCUCGGUCGAUGCGGUGAACAGAUAAAUCAAAGCAUAAGCAAAUCGGGCCGGAAGCGCGCAGAACGCGGAUGGAUCGGAGCUCUACAGUAUGGGUGCUGGCACGUAGGUACCUGUUUGUGCCCAUAUUGAAGACGCCAUCCCUCGAAGACGGGACGUCCCGGCCGACGGAACGAGUUUGAUGGGCU
Molecule: messenger RNA, 1243 nt
Organism: Alternaria rosae
Lineage: Eukaryota; Fungi; Ascomycota; Dothideomycetes; Pleosporales; Pleosporaceae
Exons: 2
Coding region: 1-792 (263 amino acids)
Biological process (GO): protein homooligomerization
Molecular function (GO): protein binding
Source: RefSeq, a predicted model, not a curated record